UAAGUGAACAUUGUCUUUGUUUCUCGAAUAGAAUAUUGUUUCAAUAAAUUGAACAAACGCUGCCCAUGUUGAUUGUACAAAAACCUAUCUUUUGUACUUGAACAGAAUGUUGUCUGUGAGUGUGAAUCAUUCCUCGUCAAAUCAGACUAGUUUUGAGUUUGGGUACUUUGAUUUUUUCAACUUUUUUUUCGAACUGGGGUGAAUUGUCAUCACUGACCCAUCUCCAUCAACUUUCCUUGGCAGGAUUUGUUUUUGUCAGCUUUCAUCUAGCCAUGAUCAGGGUUAUCGAGAGUCAAUGCGGACCUGACGCAAAUAAGUACAUAUCACUUUCCUGAAAACACUCGUUUUUAAUAAAACAUAGUUUUACAAGCGAAUCGUCGGUUAUUUUUUUUUAUCUAGUGUUAGUGAUAAUUGUCCCCGGGCCACAUUUUACCGUACUGAUUAUAGGAUACCUUUGCUAAUACAUUCUAUUCGUUUCAAAUUUAAUAGAGUGUUGAAGUUUGUACAUGCUAGUUAACUUUCGGGGCGAUCAUCAGAUUUUUGAUACAUUGUAAGGAAUAUCUGCACGGAAUUCAACUCAGCGGCCUUCAUUAUCCGAAUCCAGGAAAAAUGAUGGGAAAUUCGGGGAAAUCUUUAUUGUUUUUAUUCUUGAUCGUUUUCCAACUGGUGAACGCGCCGGACUCCAGUCAGUGGCCAUACUCGAGUACAACUACUUCAUCAAGCGAUGCAUACUUGUUUGACAGUGAACUAGAUGAAAAAUUUGAAAAAGAGCCGAAUACGUAUUGGUCGGUUAGCAAAGCACGAGAGACUCUAAUAAAACAAGAUUGGGAUUGCGGAUUUCAGCUGGAAAACAUUAGGAAGGCUGGAUCUUAUGAAUUUGAAAAUGAUACUUACAAGACUACUGAUGAAACACAAAUUAAAUUUAAUUGGAGAAUAAGCGAUGAUGAUUUCGGUAGCUGUUUAUGCCUAGCAGCAAAUGACUUACGUGUAGUCAUCAAAGAGUUGACUAAAACAUUCAAAUAUGGAAAUUGGUCAGUUGUUCCUAAUGUGGCAAAAAAAAAACCUGACUUUGAAAAGAAAAUUAAAACGUAUAUGAAUCGUGCAGAGGUCUUCAUCAAUCUGGUAUUUGAAUUUGUCGAAACUAUGCAAUUUAAGCAUGAAAAGGUGAACAAGUGGGAAAACACACGGCAUACGAAUCAAUUGUUAUUUAGGUUUCCCAGCUUACUGGCUCAUUAUAUGAUGGUUCCUUACCAAUUACGUGAAAUACCAUCUACAAAAAUUAUUUCAACAUUAUUUGAAAUUGUAUCACUUGAUUAUGGUCAUGGUAUAUAUGCAGGAAGAAAAUUUGGACCAUGGCUCAUCACUCAGAUCUACAAUGUGGGUUGUGACGAAACAAUAUAUAAGAAAAACGUAAUCGAUGGUGAAGAGUAUGGAAAAAUGAUGACGGAGAUAGCAUUACCUUACAGUGAGGUUCGUUUUGGUAAAGGACUUCAUCGUGAUGGAACAUAUAUGUCUCGCAAAACGGUUCUUGGCUUCGAGUACAUGAAACUGAUGUGCCCGAGUUAUACCAUGUAUGCGUACUCAUUUGACAAAAACUUGGCUAAUAAGCCUACACCACUACUGCACUGGAAAAGAGUCUCAUCACUUCUACUUCAUCCCAAUAUUAAUCGUGGUCCUCCGGGUAUACUACGCCAUCGUGGUGAUUUUUACUCUGAUACUGAUCCGGAAGCACCAUUGGGUGGUAAAAUCAUGCCACUAGCUCGAAUUUUGCGCGUUAAUACACUCAAGUGCAGAUUUUUUGUACGAGGGGUGACAGAAGGUCUUGGAUUCCUGGAGGCACAUUAUGUUAAAGAGCACUUGGAUUCCCAGUAUUCGGUUCAAUCGCGUAUACCUUACAGCGCCGAAUCCAAUAUUCCAAUUCCGGAUUUUAAAUACGCCUACGGUUUGAUAUUUUCCACAGAUCACGAUGAUUACAUUGAACUGGGAUCUUACUCCAACAGAGCUUACACAUAUAUUUAUUUUCCCACCAAAAAUUCAUGGAGCAUUGUUGGUAGUUUAGGUCUGACAGAAGAAACUCGGCAAGAUUUUCUGCUACAAAAUUAUGAAUUACCACAAUAUGGCAAAUAUCGGGUAUAUGAGUACAUUCGUUACUCACAUCGUAAUAAAACACAUGUGCUCAUAGAUUUAGAAAUUGAUAACCGCAAAGGAGACAAGGAAUUGGGCAUUCGGUACAGUUUGGUCGAUGUAGACCCUCAUAAACUCGAACAAAGUAAACACGAACUGCAAGUUCUGAAAAUUCCAACGGGGAAAAUUGCGCGAUUGCAGCAUAUUGUCAACUUGGAGAAUUGUACAAUCAGGACGAUUCUGGAAGAAAAACUUCAGCGUAAUCCAAUGUGGCCAGAUUUUGAUGCUAACAAGACAAUACUACCUUUGGAUGAAUUUGAGAACAGCGUUGAUAAAUGGACUUUGAAUACACAGAACAAUGUAGUGUCGUCAUCGGUAUCUGGUGAAUUUAUGUGCGCUGCUCCUCUGCCCAAUGAGAAGGAACGCGAGUCAAUUCGUGACGGAAAAUUUGUCUUUGAUGCUGACAAUAGAAACGCGUAUGUGCACAAGAAAUAUGUGUACAAGAAAUCAAAUAUUCUGAUAUUCUUCAACUAAUCAAUUUUAUUGGAUGUAUUUUAUUUUUCAUAUUUUAUGCUUAUUGUCAGAGCUCAGUUCUAACUGAAUAUAUUAUUUGAAUUUGAAAGUUACUUGAUUUAUGUUACCUAUAGACGAUUUUUAUGAGCAAAAAAGGUAGAUAGGUAAGUAGAUAUCCCAACAGAGUUAAAUUGAGGUAGAAAACUGAAAAUUGUUUACACUACCUGCCUAUUUGUUAGUCUCCAAAACAAUUGUU
This is a messenger RNA of Planococcus citri (citrus mealybug), 2893 nucleotides long. RefSeq lists its product as uncharacterized. The record is from RefSeq and is a predicted model, not a curated record. NCBI's taxonomy places the organism in Eukaryota, Metazoa, Arthropoda, Insecta, Hemiptera, Pseudococcidae. The transcript has 2 exons. The coding region runs from base 610 to 2658 and encodes 682 amino acids.